This is a messenger RNA of Fusarium mangiferae, 1224 nucleotides long. RefSeq lists its product as uncharacterized. Lineage: Eukaryota; Fungi; Ascomycota; Sordariomycetes; Hypocreales; Nectriaceae. Gene Ontology annotation, molecular function: oxidoreductase activity. The record is from RefSeq and is a predicted model, not a curated record. The transcript is spliced from 4 exons. Bases 1 to 1224 code for a protein of 407 amino acids.
AUGGCCCCCGGUCUCAUCGAAACUGCCAGCGACUUUUCGCAUCUCCCCAAGACUGAGUACCGCACCAAGCUCGAGGUGAAGCCCAAGUCAGCACUCUUCCCUGAUGGCUACAAGACUACAGGCCAGCAGCCUCCCCUCUACGAGGAAAUACACCCAUACUCAGAUUUUCCCAAGGAGAUCACUGGUAUAACAGCCUGGACUAAGGAUGAUCUAUCCGGGUCUCCUGAGAAGGAAGCCAUCUGGAAGCAUCCUUUCACUCCGGAAGAGCUCGAAGACCUGAGCACGGCUGCCGAGAACUACAUCAAUAGUGGCCGAGACUUGAACGAGAUGUGCAAGGAGCUGUUUCCUCUUCCUCGUAUGGCCAAGUACCUUGAAGAGGUUCGAGAUGAUAUGAUCAAUGGCUACGGAUUCAUCUUGUUCCAAGGCAUGCCCGUCAAGGAAUGGGGAAUGCGCAAGUCUUCCACGGCAUACAUGGGCUUAGGCGCUCACUUUGGGCAUAUCGUGAGUCAGAACGGUAGAGGCCAUGUGCUAGGGCAUAUCAAGGAUCUUGGUGAGAACCCGGCGGACUUCCACAAGGUCCGCCUGUAUCGAACCACGGCAAGACAAACUUUCCAUGCGGACCCGGCAGAUAUUGUCGGACUACUAUGCCUCAAUACUCCGCUCAAGGGAGGCGAGAACAACAUUGUUUCGGGCCACCGGGUCUGGAAUGUUAUGCAGGAGGAACGUCCUGAUAUCGCGGAACUUCUCACUCAGCCCAUUUGGUACUUUGACCGAAAGGGAGAAGUCAGUGAUGGACAGGAGGAUUAUAUCCGAUGUGCCAUCUACUACAUCGAGAAGGGAAAUGGCAGAGUGUACUCCAAAUUUGAUCCAAACUACGUUAGGUCUCUGAAGAGAUUCUCUGACAAAGGCAUCAUCCCCCCUCUCUCUGAUGCACAAGCAGAGGCGAUUGAGUUCUUUGACCAAACUUGCUACAGAGAAUCCAUCGGCAAUGUCCUUGAGGUCGGAGAUGUCCACUUCAUGACAAACAACCAUCUCUACCAUUCUCGCCAGGCCUACACGGACCACGAGCCACCCGCUCCCCGUCGCCAUCUCCUGCGACUGUGGGUUUCUACGCCUGAGAGCGAAGGGGGAUGGAAACUCCCGUAUCAUGACUCUGAUUGGAAGAGAAGGGGCGGGGUGCAGGUUGAUGAUCGGCCUCACAAGGUUUUGCUCCACGCGGACUGA